Molecule: messenger RNA, 798 nt
Organism: Alternaria arbusti
Lineage: Eukaryota; Fungi; Ascomycota; Dothideomycetes; Pleosporales; Pleosporaceae
Exons: 2
Coding region: 1-798 (265 amino acids)
Source: RefSeq, a predicted model, not a curated record
AUGUUCAGAUAUCAAAAGCUGGAACUUCAGCUUAGAGACGAGAAUGGAGAUUCGCUGGGAAGCUGUGACGUCAGCCCGGAGAAUAUGGUGUUAGACUUUGUUGCCGCUUCGGCCGCGUUUUUGAAGGAGUUGGCAAAGGAGCCUGAUCAGCGCAAGAAAGACUUGGCCGAAGUUGACGAAGGUGUUCACAUCGAUGACCGCGACUCUGUUCUGGGCUCACAGACGCAGGAUACUGCUGCUGACCUCCCUGAGCCGGAUAAUGGACUCCAGACUCCGUCAUGGGAGACAUUCAGGAAGUCCAGCAUCCCGCCGUGUGUCAAAGACGUCAGCUUCACUGUAAGCGAAGAAGAUCUGACAACAGAGUUGCGCCAACGGUUACAAGACGACUACCCCGGCGUCACUAUAGUAACACCCAAAACCAAAGCCGAAGAGGACAGAGCUCGUGAGGCUCAUGCGACAGAGAAGCCCAGAGGAGUCAAGCAAAUGAUCAUCGAGGUUGAAGAGACUGAAAUUAGCGAGAAUCCUGAGCUGGAAAGCAGUCUCCGAAAGACAUACCCGUGGGCGCUGAUGGAAUUGAAGUCCGGCCCAAAUAUAUCCAGAAAGCGCGCAAGGCGGAUGACGGAUAGCGACGCCGCGACGCCAUUUAGACCAGACCCUGUCAAGCACAUCGAAGACUUUGCCGCAUACGUCUUGGACCCGCCCUCCGAUGAUGAAUUCGGUUAUCACUAUCCAAUUUCGGUCACACUUGCCAAAACUGCCGGCUCAGGCAUCAACAUUGCGACCUUCCCGCCGCCGUAA